UGUUUAGAUAUACAGAACACGGAAGGCUUAAUAAAGGUCAUAUGAGUCUUUAAGGGGAGGAGAAUAUAAUAAGAUCUGGUGGGAGGGACAAGCACAGCAACAAGGAGCGACCAGAAACAGGUUUGCAGAAAAAAACCACAGAGAAGCGCCUCUUUGGCUUCGUGGAUCAUUCUUUCUCCCUCAUUUUCAAUUUUCUUUUUUUUACACUGUGGGACCGAGAAGAAACCAGCUGCCUGGGAGAGAUCCUGGGAGUGGACUGGGAAGUGCAACCUCCUUUUACUCCGUCCCCAUAAAAGUUUCAUCCAGCUGCUCGCAAUGUCUGCUCCUGCUUACCCAGGCCCUCACAGCAACCCAUCCUACCCCUACCCUCAGCCCGGCGGCCAGUCCAUAGCCCCUUAUCCGGUUCCUUCGGGCGGGUACGGAGACCCCAGUCAAGCCCCUCCGGCGGGCUUCAACAUGGCCUACAAUCCAGGCCAACCUCCUGUCAUGUAUCAGCCUGGUGCCGUUGGCCCAGGCCCAGUUCCAGGUCCGGAGUAUGGCGCCCCUCAGGGAGGGAUGUCGCCGGCUGGGGCUCCAGCUGCGGUUCCUGUUGGUGUACCACCAGGGCUCGAGUACCUCACACAGGUUGACCAGAUCUUGAUCCAUCAAAAAGUGGAACUGCUAGAGGCAUUCAUUGGGUUUGAGACCAACAACCAGUACGAGAUAAAGAACAGUCUGGGCCAAAAGAUCUACAAGGCCAAAGAGAAGAACGACUGCUGCACCAGGAACUGCUGCGGCUCGCUGCGCAGCUUCGACAUGAAGAUCAAGGACAACAAUGACAUGGAGGUCAUUCGCCUCAUACGGCCUUUCCGCUGCGUCUCCUGCUGGUGUCCCUGCUGCCUCCAAGAGAUGGAGGUCCAGUCCCCGCCCGGCACCACCAUAGGCUACGUCAAACAGGACUGGCACCCUUGCCUGCCGAAGUUUUCCAUCCAGGGACCGAACAAGGAGACAGUGCUGAGACUGGAUGGGCCCUGCUUUGCCUGCAACUGCUGUGGAGACGUGAACUUUGAGCUUAAGGGCAAAGAUAAUGACAAGCCAUGAGAGUUGGGUCGCAUCAGCAAGCAGUGGAGCGGCCUGUUGAAAGAAGUCUUCACAGACACGGACAACUUUGGCAUCCAGUUCCCGCUGGACUUGGAUGUGAAAAUGAAAGCUGUGCUCAUGGGAUCCUGCUUUCUCAUAGAUUUCAUGUUCUUCGAGAAGGUCGGGGAGGCCAACCAGCGCAGCACGGUGUUUUCAUAACAGGAAAAAAGGAGGAGAAAACAACAGCAGGAGAGCAAGUCAUAGCAAACGGCAGUUAUGUAUUCUCUGUUCUUGUACUGUUUUUCUCAUUUUUUUUUUUCAAUCCUUCCUUCACCAAAUUCCAGCAGAAACGGUGCUAAUCAAAGGAUUAUUUUCCACACACAGACCAAAUUGAGCUCAUAAACUCUUGAUUCCAGAUGCCUGCCAUGGCUUGUUUUUUAAAAUCUAUCCAAACUCAGUGACUGAUACCAGCGCCACAUUGCCAAUGUUCUUUACACUCCAUACAACUUGUAGUUUUAUCUAUUUUAAAUGGGUGAACGUUACCUCCAUCUGAGAUUUAAUCCAUGCCAAAAAAGUCAACCUUUGUCCCUCAAUUUCUUUUUCAGGGACAACACAUAAAAAUAUGACUGGGUAUAAAAAUGUUUUUGUAAUGUGCUUUACACAGCAGCUAGCGGCGGCAGUUACUUUGUUUCUUGUGCUAAUUAUCAAAUGUUAGCAUGCAAGCAAGCUAAACUAAGAUUGUUUGCCUGCUAAAAAUGUUAACCUGCUGAACAUCUGCAUGUUAGCAUGCUGACAUUAGCAUUUAGCUCAAAGCACUAAGCACUGCACGCAGAGCUGCCAGCGUGGCUGUAUGCUUUAAAUCCUACAAGUUAACAAAAGCUUUAUAUAAUAACUUUAUAUAAAUCAGCCAUAGUAAACAGGCUGUCAUUAUUUAGCGCUGUGUUAGCGUCUUUUUGUGCUCUUUCUCUACCACUCUACCACCUCUCUCCUCCUUGAAACCCUUUGUCUUAAACAUUUGUGUACAUAAUCUAACAAUACUGUAGCACAGGCUACAGUGUAAAUGCUCUCAUGCUCCCUUUGUGGUUUAAUAGUUGCCAUGGACACUGACAUCAAUGCCAAACCUCGCCCUCCAGUCUCUCCAGAUGCCACUGCCUUCACCAUUUGCCAGUAUAACGAUAUAGGAGAGAUAUGUUAUCUGAGUAAAGCAGGACUGGAAAGAAAAUUAAAACCAGAAGUUGAGGUUAUUCAUCAUCAGUUAGUGGCGGGUAAAAGGAAACACAUUGGCUUUCUGUAAUUUUUGUGAAGCAGGAAGAGACCUGAAUGUAAACAUUUGAAAUAUGGUCUGUUUUAAAUCGCUGUGCUUUAAAAUCGAUGAAAAGAAAAUGUCAGGUUUAUGUUUGCAAAUGCUCUGAAUUGCAAUUGAAUGCAACUCUCUGCUCUGUAUUUAAUAAUCUUUCUCGUCAGACACCAUGGGUGUGCCUCCUGUGAGGCUUGGUUGCCACUAGUGCUCUCAAAUGCAGAUCACAGCUCUCUCUUACUGAAUCUGUCUUAUAAACUGUAUAUGCCAACAUCCGCCUCUGUACAGUACAUUUAUUGCAUGUAUGUACACAGUUUUUCAGAAAUAAAACAAAUGCCAUAUGAAUCCAUACAUAAGUAGUGUUG
Anoplopoma fimbria (sablefish) is the source of this 2721-nucleotide messenger RNA. It is a transcript of the gene plscr3b, whose product is annotated as phospholipid scramblase 3b. Gene Ontology annotation, cellular component: plasma membrane. The transcript is spliced from 9 exons. The record is from RefSeq and is a predicted model, not a curated record. Gene Ontology annotation, biological process: plasma membrane phospholipid scrambling. Gene Ontology annotation, molecular function: phospholipid scramblase activity. Lineage: Eukaryota; Metazoa; Chordata; Actinopteri; Perciformes; Anoplopomatidae.